Messenger RNA from Exserohilum turcica Et28A, 2597 nucleotides. RefSeq lists its product as uncharacterized. Gene Ontology annotation, molecular function: transcription coactivator activity; DNA binding; protein binding. Gene Ontology annotation, cellular component: MBF transcription complex; SBF transcription complex. The transcript is spliced from 3 exons. The coding region runs from base 1 to 2523 and encodes 840 amino acids. NCBI's taxonomy places the organism in Eukaryota, Fungi, Ascomycota, Dothideomycetes, Pleosporales, Pleosporaceae. The record is from RefSeq and is a predicted model, not a curated record.
AUGUAUGCCAAUUCCCCCCACGCCCACGGCCUCAUGGCUGCCCCCGCCGGCUUCAACCGGUCCUUCUCCGACAUGGCCGGCUUCCAGCAGCACGCCAUGGACAAGCCCCAGAUCUACACGGCCGUCUACUCGGGCGUGUCCGUCUACGAGAUGGAGGUGAACCGCGUCGCCGUCAUGCGCCGCCGCUCCGACGGCUGGCUCAACGCUACCCAGAUCCUCAAGGUUGCCGGCGUCGACAAGGGCAAGCGCACAAAGGUGCUGGAAAAGGAGAUUCUCACCGGCGAGCAUGAGAAGGUGCAGGGCGGCUACGGAAAGUACCAGGGCACCUGGAUCAACUACCGCCGCGGACGAGAGUUCUGUCGCCAAUACGGCGUCGAAGACGUCCUGCGGCCCCUUCUCGACUACGACAUCAGCGUCGACGGCAACCAGGGUCCGGGCCACGGCAUCGAGACGCCAACCAAGGAGCAGGCCAUGGCCGCCAACCGGAAACGCUUCUACACCCAGAGCAUGGACGGCCGCACCACCAGCCAGAGCGUCGGCGGCACUUUUUUCAGCAACAUCUCGUCCACCGCCACGAGCGCCCUGGCUGCCAUGAACAAGGUCGCCCGCCUCAACUCGCCUGCCCCGCGGCCCGCCUCAGCCUCGCAGGGGCGCAGAAGUAUGGCGCGCCCGUCGCAGGGCCCACUCGCCAGCCAGGAAUCGUUUCGCACAAGCAGCCAACAGAGCCUUACCUCGGAACGCAGCUUCAGUGCGCAGAAUGGACACACCGACUCCGCCUACGGCACAGGCAUCGAGGAGCCCCAGGAGCCGCCCAGGAAACGCGCGCGAGCCUCGCACGACGAAACACUUUCCCAGCCCAACCCCGCAGACAUGUCUGUUCGUGACUUGGGCUCGCCCACCGAGCCAAGCGAGAGCUUCUAUCAGCACCAGACAGGGCAGCGCAUUACCCUUCCCGACGGCGAGGCCCCGACCGCCCUGCCGCCCCUGCCACACCCAGACACCAAGCAGAAUGAAGAGAAGCAGGCCAUGCUGACUGAUUUGUUCGCCGAUCAGACCAGGUCGGAUUUCACCAAUCACCCAGCCCUACUACAUCUGUCGGGCGCCGAUCUCGACAUGCCCAUUGACAACACGUCAAAUACGGCACUGCACUGGGCGGCCACACUAGCUCGUGUCUCGCUCAUGCGAUUAUUAGUAUCCAAAGGCGCAAACAUGUUCCGCGGAAACGCCUCUGGCCAAACCCCCUUGAUGAGCGCUGUUUCUGUCAACAACAGUCUGGAUCAUAGCUGCUUCCCGGAGACGCUUGAAAUCCUUGCGCCCCUCAUCGAGCUACGCGACUCCCAAGGCAGGACGAUUCUGCACCACAUUGCUGUCACGUGUGCCAUCAAAGGCCGCGCAGCCUCCAGCAAAUAUUACCUCGAAGCCCUUCUUGAGUAUCUUGUCCGAAGCAACAUUGGUGGUGGCCAAAUACCCUCGUUCCACGACACGACCAAUUACCCAAAACCAAUAGGCUUGAUGAGAUUUAUGCAGGAAAUGGUCAACGCACGAGACAAAGCCGGCAACACUGCGCUAAACCUGGCAGCGAGGAUAGGGAACCGCAACAUCAUCUCCCAACUGAUGGAAGUCCAGGCGGAUCCCACUAUACCAAACCACAAGGGCACAAGACCCAUCGACUUUGGUGUUGGCAAUGACCUGGGUGACGGUGAGGCUCUCAUCACAGCAACAAGCCCGAGCAAGGGCAAGGCACCGUUGAGUAAAGUCGAGGAAACUAGCCGAGAAAUCCAACCUCUCAUGAGCGGAAUCCUCCAGUCCGCGUCUAUGCAGUUUACACAGGAAGCGCGCCUGAAACAAGACGCCAUCGACCAAACAAAUGACCACAUUACCCAACUCUCCAGUCAGCAGAAGCAAGAGCAACAGAAGCUUGAAUCGCUUCGUGCUCGCUUACUUUUGCGACAAGACCGCGCCAAGCGGAUAUCGAACCUCAAGCGUUGGCUAGAGCCUCAACGACACAUGCUUUCAGUCAAUGCCGGUGCCACGGAUUUGCACGACAAGAAGAGAAUUGGCUACGCCGACGCCGAGGGUGCAGGCCUGCUCAUCAAGGAAGACGAUCUUCCCUAUGAAGUCCGACAAGCUGGAGACCAUUUGGAUCGACGCGCCUCAGACGGCGCCAUUUAUUUGUCGACUUCAAUACCUUUAGACUCCGCAACGCUUGGACGAGUGUCGAACCAGCCCCAGUACCAGAGCUUCAUUGUGCAACUACCUGCCGCUUCGGUCCUUCGGCAACGGCUCGAGACCUACACGACAACGAACAAUGCGCUCCUGAAGCGCAGUAGAAUGUUGAAAGAGAAGGACGGACAGCUAGAGAUGAUGUAUCGCAAAGUGGUCAGUCUAUGUACAAAGGUGGAGGAAUCUCGGAUCGAAGAGUGCCUUGAAGGACUAGUGGCAGCUUUGGAUAGCGAAGAAGGUGAAGGCGUCGAAGUGGGCCGUGUCAGAGAAUUUUUAAGAAAAGUCGAAGGCGUCGACUAAGCCACAUGUUGUCAAUGGUUCGCCAGCGAGCGAUUGGGAAGCCAAAGCAGUGGAAGAACUUGCGCUUAUUCGUC